UUCUUUGAUAUGUAAAAAGAAAAAAUAUAUUUGAUAAAGAAACACAUGUCUUCAAAUUGAAAAAUAAAGAUAACAAAUUGAAGAUAAUUAAAUGAUUAGGUAUAUCGAUCACAAUAUUUUAACCAAUUUGAAUCAUUUUUCUGAAAGAUCAAAAAUAAAUUUACAUAAUACCGAUUUGAAGAGCUUAAAUAUCAGAUUCAUAUUUGGCUGGUGUAAUGGCUCCAAUUCUUUAUUCUUGCGAGCUGAGUCCUCCUGUCAGAUCAGUAUUACUGACUGCAAAAGCUAUAGGACUGGAUUUGAAUAUUCAAGAUAUUGACCUUGGAAAAAAAGAGCAAAUGACACCAGAAUUUUUAGAGAUGAAUCCUCAACACACUGUUCCAACAUUACAGGAAGAUGAUGGUUUUGUUUUAUGGGAUAGUCAUGCUAUCAUGCCCUAUAUAGUUGAAAAAUACUCAAAGUAUGAUACAUUCUAUCCAACAGAUAUUAAAAAACGAGCUGUCAUUCAUCAGCGAAUGCAUUUUGAUACUAUUUCUAGUGUGACAAGAAGUGAAGCUAUAAAUCCUCUAUUCCAUGACAAUAAAACGAGUAUCCCAGAAAAUCUAGUGGCUACAAUAAAAACUCACUACAACUUUUUGGAGAAAAUCCUUGAGAGAUCUGAGUGGAUUGCAUGUGAUUCAGUUACUAUUGCAGACUUCAGUUUGAUACCAUCAAUUAAAACAGCUGAUAUUAUUGUACCUAUUGAUAGGAAUACUUAUCCAAAAUUGUCAAGCUGGCUGAAAAGAGCUGAGAACUGGAAAUAUUAUGAUGCUAAUGAACGAGGACAUGACUCCUUGAAAAAUCUUAUCCUGGAAAGGCUUCAAAGUUAAUUAUGUAAUUGGAAAAUUGUGAUUUUUUUUUCAUUUCGAAUAUAUCUUCAUUAAUUAUCUAAGUAAAAGUAUUAUAGGUACUACUCAAGGAAUAUCAGGAUAUUGAAGCUACCAUAUCAAUAAAUCAUCAUUUCAAUUCAAAA
This is a messenger RNA of Harmonia axyridis, 1009 nucleotides long. Its product is annotated as glutathione S-transferase 1-like. The coding region runs from base 216 to 866 and encodes 216 amino acids. The record is from RefSeq and is a predicted model, not a curated record. Gene Ontology annotation, molecular function: glutathione transferase activity. The transcript has 4 exons. NCBI's taxonomy places the organism in Eukaryota, Metazoa, Arthropoda, Insecta, Coleoptera, Coccinellidae. Gene Ontology annotation, biological process: glutathione metabolic process.